AGUGUCUGUCAGUCUAUAUAAACCCGGGGCCGCCCUGCAUUUUCGCGAUUUGGAUGCGCACAGCCUAUUCACCAUGCCGUCAGCCGCUGGAGUCACCUUGCUGUUUGCAGCACUUGUUGUGGUGAACUGCUAUGUGAUCCGACAAGUUCCAUAUGAAGAAAUUAGGCAUGCAAAACACGUGAACAUUUCAGAGGAUGAUGAAUUUACUCUCUCAACGUUGAUUGAAAAAGCAAACAAGAACCUUGGAAAUGACCUAGAUGAACCCAUUGUGAAGUUUGGGGAUAUUGCCACCCCCACUGGUCUUCAGAAUGCCGAUCCCUGCACGAGUCGUGGCUGCAAAUGGCAAAAGAAUUCUGACGGGAACGUUUACAUCCCCUACGUCAUCUCCAAUCAGUAUUCAUCUCGAGAAAGGGCUAUCAUUCAGCAAGCACUGCAGUCCUUUUCUGCCUCCACUUGUAUCCGCUUCCGACAACAGAGCAGGGACAGAGACUACCUGAAUAUCCGGUCCCUUAGCGGAUGUUAUUCGUUUAUCGGGCGCCGUGGUGGUUCACAGGAUGUCUCCUUGAGCCGAUCGGGUUGCGUCUACUUCGGAAUUGUGCAGCACGAAUUAAUUCACGCGCUGGGUUUCCACCACGAGCAGAAUCGCAGCGAUCGCGAUCAGCACGUCCGCAUCUUGUAUCAGAACAUCCUCCGCGGACAGGAACAUAAUUUCAGGAGGAUUCAAACCAACAACCUGGGGACUCCAUAUGAUUAUAACUCAGUCAUGCAGUAUGGGAAAUUUGCCUUCUCCAGUAAUGGUCAGGAAACCAUCCGCCCGAUUCCAAACAGCAAUGUAUCAAUCGGGAGAGCCACACAAAUGAGUCAAAAUGACAUUAAUAGAAUCAACGGUCUUUACCAAUGCAAACGAUAUAUGAAAAAACCAUGACUGCAGUACCAUCAAAAUGGCAAAGAAUGAAACAUACAAAGUCGAAGAAUGAAUCGCAGACGAAUCUUGAAUUUAACUACUUUGCAUCAAAAAUAAAAAUGCAUAUAUGCAGAUGUGCUGUGCAUUAAUUUCCAUAAAUACGUAAUAAAGUACUAUUAACAGCAA
This is a messenger RNA of Paramormyrops kingsleyae, 1090 nucleotides long. RefSeq names its product hatching enzyme 1.2-like. The record is from RefSeq and is a predicted model, not a curated record. NCBI's taxonomy places the organism in Eukaryota, Metazoa, Chordata, Actinopteri, Osteoglossiformes, Mormyridae. Gene Ontology annotation, molecular function: zinc ion binding; metalloendopeptidase activity. Gene Ontology annotation, biological process: proteolysis.